GUAAUAGUCGUGUUUUCGGGAUAUAGAUAGGGGGAUUGGGCAUCGUUAGGUUUUUAGGGUUUACAUUGAGCAGCCACUCCUAUUGCAGCAGCCAUGGUUCUCAAAACUGAACUAUGCCGAUUCAGCGGUGCCAAGAUCUACCCAGGAAAAGGCAUCAGAUUUGUACGCGGUGAUUCUCAGGUCUUCCUGUUUGCCAACUCAAAAUGCAAAAGGUAUUUUCACAACCGUUUGAAGCCAUCUAAGCUGACCUGGACUGCAAUGUAUAGGAAGCAACACAAGAAGGACAUUGCUCAAGAAGCUGUGAAGAAGAGGCGUCGUGCUACUAGAAAGCCUUACUCUAGGUCCAUUGUUGGUGCCACUUUGGAAGUUAUUCAGAAGAAAAGAACUGAGAAGCCAGAAGUUCGUGAUGCAGCUAGGGAAGCUGCUCUUCGUGAAAUUAAAGAGAGAAUCAAGAAAACAAAGGAUGAGAAAAAGGCUAAGAAAGCAGAAGUAGCAGCUAAGACACAAAAGGCACAAGGCAAAGGCAAUGUUCAAAAGGGUGCUGUGUCCAAAGGUCCCAAACUUGGUGGUGGAGGCGGGAAACGCUGAGUUUUUAGUUUUGUUCCUAUUUUUGGGAAUUAUUUGAAUAGUUGUUUUGAAACUUCUGUACUGAAUUUUAUCUGCUUGAUUAAUCUUUUUAUUUAACUGCUUUAUCAAACCUGUUUUUGGAGCUUCAGAGAGUACCUGGUUAUUUAAUGGAUUUUGCCAAUCUUGCUAAUGUUUUGUUUCUAGGCAAUUUAUCCUUUACAAUGCCUGAUGGUGCAUGCUUUGUUGUGAGUUUGUCUAGCCGAAGGGUGGGGGUUGCUCCAUCGUCCAUUUGUAUCGUUUAUCAUUUAAAGCUUGGGCAAAAAAUUGAUUGUUCCCAAAGUUGAGUUUAACCAGAAUCAACACCCUUGCUUU
Abrus precatorius (Indian licorice) is the source of this 939-nucleotide messenger RNA. RefSeq names its product 60S ribosomal protein L24. The transcript is spliced from 5 exons. The record is from RefSeq and is a predicted model, not a curated record. Gene Ontology annotation, cellular component: cytosolic large ribosomal subunit. Gene Ontology annotation, biological process: cytoplasmic translation. Gene Ontology annotation, molecular function: mRNA binding; structural constituent of ribosome. Bases 94 to 588 code for a protein of 164 amino acids. Lineage: Eukaryota; Viridiplantae; Streptophyta; Magnoliopsida; Fabales; Fabaceae.